UGAUAUGAUCAUUAUAACCAAUUCAGUCAACAAUUCAAUGUAACAAUUUAUCAGUGGAUACAAAAAAAAAAUGAAAGUCAAAUUAAUUUUAAAUUGUCAUUGAUUAGAAAACAACAUUUUCCUCAUCUUUAAUCAAAUAAUGUUAGCAAAUCAAUGGACACUUUUGAUUACAAUCGUAAUCACCUUAAUCACCUUGAAACUGACACUUGCUGGACGAUUACAAUCAGGACUUCCGUAUCGAUAUCAACUGGCCAGUGGUUAUCGACCUUACAACACGUGCCCUCAAUUGGAGAUCGCCAAUGGAUUUGUACGCCACAGUAGGAGAACAGCUCGAUUUAGGUGUCAGAAAAAUUUCACAUUAAUUGGUGACAAUGUUAUUCAUUGUUACGGUGGUGAAUGGGACGGAGAUAUACCUGUUUGUGCAGCUGCUGGUUGUUUGAAGUUUCCUGCACCUAAACAAGGGACAAUUAAGAAAUCAUUUCGUGAUCUUUAUGUGACAAUCAACUGUAAUCCUGGAUAUUCACUUGAUGGGUCAUCUACUGUUUACUGUGAUGGUCACUACUGGAAUGUAUCUUAUCCAACAGUGGCCAAUAUGUGUAAAAAGACUUUAUCUAAUCCAUCAACUUGGUGUGGAUUUGAAAAUCAUGACCAAUGUGGUUGGACAUCAGAUGAGCCCGAUAGAGUGGCCAUUGAGGGUCCUAACACUUUCGGCUAUCGCCCUUAUGGAUUAGCUUUGUCUGCCCAUAAUGGAAAUGGUCAUAUGUUGGUUAUUUGGAGUACAAUUACCGGUCAUUCUGAAUCAGUGAAUCGUUUGUACUCCCCUGUAUAUGAUACUAAAGAAAGUGAAUCAUGUUUCACUUUCUGGUACCAUCUUGGUGGUUAUGAUAAACUGACCGAUCCUCCUCCAUUUAAAGUUUAUAUUAGACCGGAAUCAAUGGCGAUUGGUGAUGUGACCCCUUGGAUAUUCAUUACAACUGCUGAUGCUUAUGGUCAGUGGACCUCUGGUCAAGUUUAUGUUCCCAAGAUCAAUUCCGAUUGGCAGAUUAUCCUAGAGUUUAAUGUUUGGCAAAAAGUUUAUGGACUUGAUGACCUUUCAAUUGACCGAAAUGUAACCAAAUGUGCCACCCGAUCAACAUCAAUGACCGGUAUUUCAAAUAGCUGGACAUCAUGUAAAGAUAGAUGUUCAUACGAGCCAAAAGGAUCAUCAUCAUGUAGCUGUUCAUUGCUCUGUAAUUAUCUUAACAAUUGUUGCCCAGACUAUGAAAUCUAUUGCUCAACUAAUUCAACCAGAGAUGAUGAUGAUUUUCUUGAUUUUGAUAAAAUGUUUUCCAAUGAAACAACAACAACAACAACGAUUUUAUCAUCAACAUCCACGGUGUGGAUUCCCACAUACACCACACCACAUCCAUUUCUAUGGUUUUUCACUGAAUUUACACCAUAUUCAACGAAACGAACAACAUUGAGUAACAAUCAAUCCAAAAUAUACUUUCCAAUUGAUUCAACUAUCGAUACAUCAGCAAUUAACUUUACUUUAAUAACCACAAUCAAACCAUCAACAACAACAAUUAAACCAACGAAAAAUCCAGUUUCGAUAUCAACAUUUACCUCAUAUACUAAAGCAACCCCUUUAGUAUCAACUAAAUCAACCAAUUUAACUGUUACCAAUAAGAUUGAUAUUCCCAAAGAAAUUGGUUCAAACAAUUUAACAACAAUCAAUCCAAUCAAUGAAACUAAUCAAGAUUUCCAUCAACUCCAUGUUAACCAAACUAUUACAUCAACAAUCAGUUCUAAUAUCACUUUGGUUACGAUGGAAACUCUUAAUGGUAAUCAAAGUAUCUCUAAUGAAACUAAUCAGUUAGCUAAUGAAUCUCGAAGUUUAAAUAGUGAAAAGGCAGAAUUAAUUGUUGAACAAAAUUCUAAUAUGAAGACAGUUUCAAUUCUAAUUGGGAUCUUCGUGAUCGCCUCUGCGGUUGGCGUUAUCGUCCUUUGGAAGCGACAUAAAAAUUACCUUGGAUCAAGUGUAUCAGCUGAUUCUGAGCUGAGAUUCUUAGCUCAUGAUGUUGAUAAUUAAUCAAGAAAAGAACGAGAGAAAGAGAAAAAGAAAAACAAGAUUUAAUUUAAUUCUUAUAUUAAUCGAAACUCGAAACUUUUUAAUUUACAUCGAAAUCGAAAUGAAUAAAAAAAAACUUACCUCAAUCAACUAACCAAACAAGAAAAUUAAAAUGUACAUUGAUCAUGAUUAAAAUUCAUUAUUUAAUAAUCUGUUGAUAGUUUUUUUUUCCUUUCCCUUUUCCUAUUCAAUCAAUCGACCUUGUAAUUAAAUGUACUUAAUUAAUUUCUAAUUAUAAUAAUGUGAACUUAAGUUUCCUGGAAAAGAAAAAGAAAACUUUUCUUUUCCUAACUGAUCAGUUUACUUUGAUUACAAUUUAUGAUUUAAUUAAAAAACGAACAAGACAAACCUUUCCAACUCUUCUAAUUACCAAUGUAAUCAUAAUCUAAACAUAGAUUGAAAAAAGUCAGAGAAA
This is a messenger RNA of Panonychus citri (citrus red mite), 2525 nucleotides long. RefSeq lists its product as uncharacterized. NCBI's taxonomy places the organism in Eukaryota, Metazoa, Arthropoda, Arachnida, Trombidiformes, Tetranychidae. Gene Ontology annotation, cellular component: membrane. The coding region runs from base 140 to 2071 and encodes 643 amino acids. The transcript is spliced from 6 exons. The record is from RefSeq and is a predicted model, not a curated record.